Messenger RNA from Owenia fusiformis, 1724 nucleotides. The record is from the annotation of a GenBank genome assembly. NCBI's taxonomy places the organism in Eukaryota, Metazoa, Annelida, Polychaeta, Sabellida, Oweniidae.
CCCAGGAAUAUAAAAGUGCAGCUACAGACAAUGCAAAAUAUCACAAUGGUACAAUUCAUCACAAUGGUAAUAACACAGAUUCCCAAAACUACAUCAAAACUGCUGAAAAUGAAGAUAUUGCUACGUUUAAAACUGAAGUGAAAUUCUUACAAGGAGAAUCAUCCCUAAAAUUUAAAAUGGAAGAUGAUGAAAAUGUAUCUACAGAUAAUACAAAAUAUCUCAAUGAUACAGCAAAUGGGAAUUCUAGCAAAAAUAACAAAUCUGCUAAAAGUAAUCCUAACCAAGAUAUUGGUACAUUUAAAACUGAAGUGAAAUUCUUACAAGGGGAAUCAUCCCUUAAAAGCAUCACUCAAACUUGUACAAAUUCUCCUGGCCCUAUAGAUUUUGAUAAAGAUACAGAGAAAAAUCUAAAUGAUAAGAUACGUGAAAUGGCACGGAAAGAUCCAUUAGCUUCAUAUGCUCCACCUACAUAUGCAAAUAUGUAUAAAACAAACAAGAGGAUACAAGAAAAGUUAAAAACUUAUAGAUCAAGAAUUCCACAAUUGCUGGAGCUUCAAAUGAAGGAGAAAACGCAUCUGCCACCUCAAACAAUAAACACUCAGAAUGUGCGUAAACCUGGGUCAUAUGAACAGAGAAUCAAAUACCAAAAAUCACUGAAACUGAGAUCUGAUCCAAACCAUCUGAUCAAACAUUCAAACAUUCUAAUACAAACUCAAAACAAUAUGACUGGCCAUCCAACUGUGAAUUAUCAAAACCCUACAUCAGAUAAUCUUCAAGAUAACACGGAUAAUCAUGAUGAUAGCCCAGUUCACGAUAAAGACAAUGCAGAUAAUCUUCAAGAUAAAGCAGAUAAUAACCCAGUUCAUGAUAAAGACAAUGCAGAUGAUCUUCAAGAUAAUGCAGAUAAUGAUGAUAAUAACCCAGUUCAUGAAAAAGACAAUGCAGAUAAUCUUCAAGAUAACGCAGAUAAUAUUGAUAAUAACCCAGUUCAUGAUAAAAACAACAUAGAUGAUCACAAAAAAAACACGGACAACCAUAACUAUAAUGCAGAUAGUUCUAAAUCAGAUGAGAUUUCAAGAGUGGAAAAUGAUUAUGCGGAAAGAAUGGAUCAUCAAUUCGUUUUAAAAUUUAGAGAUAUGUUAAAGGACUAUUUAGGAGCUGUGAAUCAAGUCAUUCACUCUGCUGAAGACAUUGCUGCUGCUAAUGAUGAACAGUCAAACAAGGGAAAACAAAUGAGUGACGAAAAUGGAACAGGACAUGAAGAAAUACAUGACUUGAAGAUGUUCUGAAUGAAAAAAACAAAAGUCAAUGUUGAAGGUGUAAAUGUACAUGAUCUAUACAUGUACCAGGUUGAUCAAUAAGUUCUGAGAAAAACCCUCAACAUGCCAAAAAUGUUCUUCCAGUUAAGUAUUUGACUUGUGUUUUUUAUAAGUGCCUAAGGGCAAUUGACAUUAUUACAUACAGUUUAUGUACUUAUGCAAAAAUAACAGUAACCAAAGAAACAAAAUGCUAUAUACUUUUGAGUUUAAAUGAUGUUUGCUCAAACAAUCCAAAUAUUAAUCUUAAUUUGCCAAAUGUAAUGAAAGAAACUAUUUUCUUUUCGGGAAUAAUUACUUAACAAUAAAGGUUACUGAAAGAUUGUUUUUAGCAGUACACAAAUACAUAAAACAUACCAUAAACAUCAUAAAUGUAAGAUUUAGUUUUCGACCUGAGAUCUAUUCCCC